Trichoplusia ni (cabbage looper) is the source of this 3794-nucleotide messenger RNA. RefSeq lists its product as uncharacterized. The coding region runs from base 150 to 539 and encodes 129 amino acids. Lineage: Eukaryota; Metazoa; Arthropoda; Insecta; Lepidoptera; Noctuidae. The transcript has 3 exons. The record is from RefSeq and is a predicted model, not a curated record.
GAUCCGGGCGGCGUGACAGCGCGCAUGUGCAAACUGCCCCGGGCCGCACCCUGUUAGAGCGCUUUCAGUCGACGCGAGUACACUGAAGCCUCUAGUUGUGUUGGGUUGACAUUACGUGUAGAGCUGCAGAAGUAAAAAUAAACGGUAGAAUGUGUGUGAAGUGCCAAAAGUAUUUACUCCUGUUACGCGGUCUGAAAAUAAAACGCAGAACCCAAAUUCGCACAACCUUGAAGAAGAAAGCGUUCGAAGACGCAGGUAUACCUUUGCGUCAGGUAAGCAGCACAGUCACCAGCCCUGCGCCGCAGGCACCCCACGUGCCGCACGUGUCGCACGCGCCGCACGUGCCGCACGUGGUGCUCCCACCACCAGUCCCACCCGCGCCACUGAGCGUCAUCAACACACAUUCGGUUUUAGGAAAUAACGCAGAGGUGACCCUGAACAUGCUGAACGCUUUGGAGACGGAGAUCGAUGUGGACGGGCUCGGCGGCGACGUCAAGCUGGAGUUCGAGGCGCCCAGCGAGGAAGUGCCCACCGUCUAGAUGGACGUGUUUUCGUUUGUUUCUGUUUGUUGGGUGUGCUAGGCUAAGCGGGCGCGGCCGAACUGUUACGCAGACCUGCUACUGUCACGCUCCUCCCCGGUGAACGCGCCACAGAUCCCGCUCACCCCUGCCGUCUCCACUUCGAGGCGCGCCUCCGCUGCCUCCUCUUCUCGUUAUUCGACUUGCCUCUCUUCUGACCUCGAGUCUCUUUUCCUUCUCCACCUCAUUUAUAUUCCCUUACCCCUCAAAUAUGUUGAGUCACUAUUUUUGGACACAUAAUCAUAUUAUUUCUCAAAUAUUUCCCUCGCCUACAUUUGCCCUAAAUGGAUAUUUUUCUCUGUCUUUAUCUAUUAUCCCCGUUCGCCUAAAAGGGGGGUGACUGUAGCACCGUUACAAUAAGUUAACAUACCUAAGUGCAUCUUCGACACAGGGCUUACCCGACGACUCUCGGGUGAACCGUUUGUCCUCUUUAAUGUUAUUGUUAGUUUCAUUUAGUUCUAUUGCACCGCCCGUGAAGGGUGAACAACCAGCUCCGGCCCACUUGUGGGCCGUUGUAGCCAUUUUUACUUGUUUACGAUUAAAUUAUUUAAACGUGACAUUACUUAUGAUUAGGUUUUACAUGAUUUAUGUUUAAACAUUGAGUUCUGUUCAAUAUAAUUUACCUCAUUUGUAAAAGUAUGUCAAAAUAGUUGCCUUAUUCAUGCUGUUUUAGACUAGUUAAGUAGAAGAAAUUAUUUACACAGAAAUAGAGAGAUUUAUAUACCUUGGGGCAUUCGGAGUAACCACUUGUGUUUGGAUAUCGUUUGGGCGACGCAGCGCGGCACUCUGUGCGGCGGUGCGCAGCCUCGGCGCGGUGGAUAGUGACUUGUUGGUAGAUGAAUAUUAUAUUUUAUUAUAUUCUUUUCCAAGUGCCUUUGGGCAGAAUAGUAAGAGUUAUCCGAAACCACUCGGGCUUUUUCAUAUAUAUAUGUAUAUUUGGUAACAGUUCGGCUAGCCCACGUUUAUCUUCGGUUGCUAUGAGUUAAGUUUUGAUGUUGUCCACUGGCGGUUAAUAAACGUCUUUUCACUUGGUCCACUUUAGUAGAUCAAUUGAUCCUACAAAACUGUUUCCUGUGUAAUUUGCUAAGGUUUGACUCGUCAGUGGACCCGAAACCGGUCGGUAUCGAACUGAGUGCCUCGACCCAUAGGCAUAAACUAUAGCAAAUAAUAGAUAUGUAAAGACACAUACCUCAUUCCGUCUUCCACGAGUAGCUUUAGCUCGAUACCGACGGCUCAAGUUCUUUUUAUAUACAUCUGUUUUUCAUAUAUUAGAGCAUAUUUAUAUUGACUCUCGUGAACAAUCUGUCGAGGGACUCUAUAUUGCGUUGAGUUCAUUCAGAACAGUGAAUAGCGUCCCUCGGCGGAGUAAACGAGCCGUUGUUAUGUCGUAUCCUCGGGUCCAGACAGCGAUGCGGCGCGGCUCUUGCGUUGGUAUGUCUAGACGGUCCUUGAGAUGGCAUCAGGUUUGCACUAAGAAGGUUCUUCCUAUAAUUUUAAUCACCGCGUCAACCAUCUUGUCUGGAUUUAGGGCGGCAAGCGUAUUUUUUGCGAAAAUUAGAUUAUAUUUCAUCAGAUUAUUUAUAUAUUUAAUAGAUAUUUAUUUACACGGAAUAUUUUAUUUUUAUAAAAAAGUAUAUUUUUAUGUAAAAGGGCGGGAGGGGUAGGCGGGAUCACGUUAGGGAAGUGACCAUCAUGCGCGCCUGCAGCCCUGCUCACGAGCUGGUGCGGGCAGGCGGCACGGCGGUCGUGAGGCGGUCGAGGAGGGUGAACCGUCGGUUGUUUAACAUCACAGGACUACCGUGGCGAGGGCUAACACCGAAUUUCUAGAACUUCACUUCUGGCUCGUGUAGUAACAUCUUGUACUGAUAACUCCCUCAAGGCUACGUCAAGGACUUUACCGGCGGUCUCAAAUUAAUUGUAGACCUAGGAUUUAGUUCGCUGUAGACCUUGGAGGUGAAGAAAGCCCGCGUGGGUGGGAGGUGCACGCUGCGGCUAGCCUGCGACGAGCGGGCGGGCCCGAGCCGCGACUGUCCGCGCACGUAACUUCCGACCAUGCCGCCCUUUAGUUUAUUUGCAGCAAUAACAUUAGUGCCGGAUCGUAAUGCGAAUACCUCAUUGUUGCCUCAUUUUUUGGAAAACGCGAUUAUUUCUGAAAGUGUCUUUAAAAUAUAAAAAUUAAAUAACAUGAACAUACAAGCCGUGUACGGAUAAAAAUAUACUUUUCUUAAACAAUGUUCGAUAUGUAUGUCUUGUAUUUGAAAUAACAUCUCAGGUGUCAAGCUAUGGAUAAGUGUAUUUCUUAAUGUAAAAAUACACUUAAAGCGAUCUUGUAAUGUGUGCAAAUAGUUUACUAGGCGUAUACAAGAACUGCACUUACUAAGAAACAUAGUAAAAUGUCUAUGUAUGUGCACAUUUCACUUGCCAACUGGUGGCGACUGUCUACUUAAUGAUGUUCUUGUACCCGGCUAUUAGUUAAAUAUGAAGUAUCACUUCAUACAUGUUUACACAGGAAUAGCAUUGCUGUGAACUGGUUUGCUGUGAACGCCUAGCCCGUUUAUGGCAAGCGCCACUCUCAAUAAUGAGGAGCUGCUACUCCUAUUGGAGUGUGGCAUUUAAUAAGCGGGCUAGGCGUGCAGUGCACAUGCAAUGUUAUUCAUGUACAUUGAUAGAUGUACGGAUGUACGUCUUGAGGUAGGUGGUAGUGCCAAGUUACUCAAGGCAGGCACGCCCGGGGAAGUACCACCCCCCCACAGAAUACCAUCGAGCGCGGCGACGUGACUUCACCGAGGCUCACGCCGACGUGGUCGCGACUCGCAGCGCUUGUGGGGAGCCGGAGCCUACUGCCGGCAGCGCGCUCCGGACCGGCGCCCUCGGGGGCUGGUCGGGGUGCGCGGCGGGUCGCAUGACCCGCUGCAUGCUUGCCGGCUUCACAAAAUUCCACCUCUUUUGUAAAUAGUUUCCUUCUUCCUAGAAUUAAGGUUUUGUAAAUAGCGAUCAGUAGGGGUCUUUGAAUACCUCUAAGAGCCUUACAGAUCUAGUGCCGUUGGGCUAGGGCUCGGGAUACGUAAUUUCUCAGAGUUGAAUACUAUCGAUGUAUUUUGCUAAUAUUCAAUUCUAUACCAAAUUGCUAGACCGUAGCUCUUAUAUUUCUAGUAAUAUUUAAAUAAACAUUACUCCCUGUUUAUCCGAGUGACAUUAAAUAAUAUAAUAUGAUAA